Molecule: messenger RNA, 498 nt
Organism: Aaosphaeria arxii CBS 175.79
Lineage: Eukaryota; Fungi; Ascomycota; Dothideomycetes; Pleosporales
Exons: 2
Coding region: 1-498 (165 amino acids)
Source: RefSeq, a predicted model, not a curated record
AUGGCGACGGCCACAGCGAUGGUAGUGGUGGUGAUGGCGACAAGCGUCAGCGAGUCAUCAUCUUCAAGUUGGCAGGAUGACGACUCGACAUGGCAAGCAGCUGACACCGAGUUCGUCUUGUGUACCAUACCAUCUGUCCUCGCUGUGGCAUCCGAUGAGCUCUCCUAUGCUCUACGUAGGCAACAUGUGAAGGGGGCACAGGUCACCAGGGGUCCGACCGUCGCGCAACGAAACCCCAACUCCUAUGCUGAUACCGCGUUCGACUUCGGCCACGUUGCCGCAGGAGUAGCGGAAUUCUGUUCGCGCCCUUUCCACAAAUCGGGAUUCAUUUCGAGAGCAGCGUUUGGAAACGAUGACGAUUGCCACGCUCUGCCACGCUCUGACAUCGCCGUCCAAGAGCCAUGGAACAACGAUGCGGGAGUUGAAAACAUCAGUAUUCCAGAAUCAUUUCUUCAAGAGCAGCGGCCAGCAAUUAAACGGAGCACUCCCGAUGCGUGA